This is a messenger RNA of Phoenix dactylifera (date palm), 870 nucleotides long. The record is from RefSeq and is a predicted model, not a curated record. Lineage: Eukaryota; Viridiplantae; Streptophyta; Magnoliopsida; Arecales; Arecaceae.
AUGUCAUCAGCAAAUGACCUUGUCCAUGGAUUUAUUAACGGUCUUGCCCUCAUCUCUCCCGCCUGUAUAAAUACCAGCCCUGCCACCGGAUCGGAGCGCAGAGACCAAUCGCGUGCCCCUGCAUCGGAGGUUCUUCGGAGGUUUAGCACUGCCGUUGCAGUUGAAGAACCGAUCGCGCCGCCAGUUCAAGUCCAGUACACACAGCUUCUGAUCAACGGGCAAUUUGUGGAUGCAGCAUCAGGUAAGACAUUUCCAACAUUAGAUCCUAGGACCGGGGAGGUGAUUGCCCAUGUCGCUGAAGGAGACGCCGAAGACGUCAACCGUGCCGUCGCUGCUGCUCGCGAGGCAUUCGAUGAAGGACCGUGGCCCAAGAUGACUGCUUAUGAAAGGUCGCGCAUACUUCUGCGGUUCGCGGAUUUGAUUGAAAAGCAUAACGAUGAGAUCGCGGCACUUGAGACUUGGGACAAUGGGAAGCCUUAUGAACAAGCUGCCAAUUUAGAAGUUCCAAUGCUGACCCGUCUGAUGCGAUAUUAUGGGGGUUGGGCAGACAAGAUACAUGGACUCGUUGUGCCAGCUGAUGGUCCACAUCAUGUGCAAGUUCUGCAUGAGCCAAUUGGUGUUGCAGGUCAGAUUAUCCCUUGGAAUUUUCCACUCCUAAUGUUUGGUUGGAAGAUUGGCCCGGCAUUAGCAUGCGGGAACACCGUUGUAUUGAAGACUGCAGAGCAAACCCCUCUAUCUGCUCUUUAUGUGUCUAAACUAUUGCAUGAGGUCUACAGUCAAAAAGUUGGCGAGAUGGAGGCAUCUUUUGGUGGAUCUGUUUGGCUGAUCAGUGAUGCAUCUUGUCCCUAUAUCUGCAAAGUAUUCAAAUGA